AUGAAGUUCCUGAGGCCAAGCGGGUCUACCCCGCACGAAGAGGGCUUUUUUGAGGCUCGUGAAGAUGCAUAUAAAUUUAUUAUUGGAGUAUCAGGGUCAUUAUCUGUGCUUUCUUUACUUACAAUAUGCCUCGUCGUCCCGUCAAUGUACAAUCUUGUCGAUAACAUUGGACGUUUUGGCAAACUUGAUUUUGCCUAUUGCGAGAGCGCCGUCACCGACAUGGAGCAGGAGAUGAUCUCAAUACGAGAAGCAUUCCGGCAGACGGCUGGAAAUAGGUCGACUCGUGCUGCUGGUUAUGGGCACUACAACCCAUCUAUGCUUGCCUUAGACUCACCGCAGUUCCAAGAAUGCCCAGCUUGUUGCAUCGCUGGUGAAAGAGGCCCUGUCGGAGAUCCCGGCCUUCCCGCUCUUCCUGGCGCACCUGGCCCCGACGGAGCUCCCGGACGACCUGGCACGACGCCGAAUGCAUCUUGCAUUCCUGAGACGAGUUUUCGAACCUACCACCCAGCCGCCAUGUCCACAGGAACUCGAGACUUCCCGACAUACCGCGGAUUCCCAGGAGAUCAUGGUGAUCCUGGAAUUCCUGGACGACCUGGAUCAAAUGGACUUCCCGGCAAUCAAGGUGAACCUGGACCUGUUGGACCACCAGGACCUGUUGGACCUGCGGGACCGCCUGGUGACAAAGGACGAACCCCAGAAGCGCAUGUCAUCCCUGGACCACCCGGAGAUCCUGGCCCACCUGGAGCAUGGGGACCUCCUGGAAAUGCUGGCAUGCCCGGUGAAGAUGGUUAUCCUGGCACACCUGGUGAAAAAGGUUGGCCUGGACCACCAGGAGCUCCGGGACCGAUGGGAAUACCUGGUCCAGCUGGACCCAUGGGUGAAGAAGGACCAGCUGGUACACCUGGUACAUGUGUCUGCCAGGAUACUGAAGUAGUUAUGGCUGAUGUGAACGGAAAAAUACCGGCACCACGUGAAGAUCGGAACGUGGAGCAGGCCAAGAAGAAAGAGGAGGAAGCGACGACUCCAGCUCUCCAAAAAAUAGAGCCGUCGAGUAGCAUGGUCGUAGAGGAAACUUUCACAAAUAACGAAAACGGCGGCUACUACAACCGAAAGUUGAAAAAGAGAAAGAGAGCUCGUCGACUUCGCCAGCACUAG
This is a messenger RNA of Cooperia oncophora, 1155 nucleotides long. Lineage: Eukaryota; Metazoa; Nematoda; Chromadorea; Rhabditida; Trichostrongylidae. The record is from the annotation of a GenBank genome assembly.